AUGUCCAUCGGUGAACAAAGUCUCGCCUCCUCCCUUAAUUAUACACCAACGAUGGAGGAAACCACUUACGACACCUUCACCACGCCUGUUGUCGCUCCCAACAUCACUCAACUUCCCCAGGAGCACCUUGCCUACGUCCGAGCUCAAGGCUACAACGAGGCAGUUCACGAGCCUCUCGAGCGGUACGCCUCAGAAGACAUCGACAACGGCUACAGCACCUGGAUUGCCAUCCGUCGCACGGACAGCGAUGAGUCGGAGGAGAGUGAGGAGGGAGAUCUUCCCGAAGAGGAGCAAGAGGACGGCGUCCACUGGGAAGCCUACGCCGACUUCCUCCACCUUCUAGAAGACCAAGCCGCGGAGGCAAGUCCUCUCGAUGGUACUGCAGUUCCCCUGACAGAAGGCGAGCGCGUAGAUUCCAAGUAA
Messenger RNA from Zasmidium cellare ATCC 36951, 423 nucleotides. RefSeq lists its product as uncharacterized. Bases 1 to 423 code for a protein of 140 amino acids. The transcript is spliced from 2 exons. The record is from RefSeq and is a predicted model, not a curated record. Lineage: Eukaryota; Fungi; Ascomycota; Dothideomycetes; Mycosphaerellales; Mycosphaerellaceae.